Molecule: messenger RNA, 1394 nt
Organism: Neodiprion fabricii
Lineage: Eukaryota; Metazoa; Arthropoda; Insecta; Hymenoptera; Diprionidae
Gene: Tm2
Product: tropomyosin-1
Exons: 8
Coding region: 81-935 (284 amino acids)
Biological process (GO): muscle contraction; actin filament organization
Cellular component (GO): actin filament
Molecular function (GO): actin filament binding
Source: RefSeq, a predicted model, not a curated record
UUCCGAUCGCGUCGCUCUACUCGCUCGGGUAGCGGUUGUUAUUGUUACGUGAGGAAAGUCGCAAAUAAAAAGCCGCCACCAUGGACGCGAUUAAGAAGAAGAUGCAAGCGAUGAAGCUUGAGAAGGACAACGCGCAGGACAAAGCCGACACCUGCGAGGGACAGGCCAAAGAGGCAAACCUCCGCGCGGACAAAGUCCUCGAGGAAGUCAACGACCUGCAAAAGAAGCUGCAGCAGGUCGAGGCCGACCUUGUAGCCAACAAGCAGAACUUGGAGCAGGCUAACAAGGAUCUUGAGGAGCGUGAAAAGUCCCUUACCAACGCUGAGUCCGAGGUGGCUGCUUUGAACAGGAAAGUCCAGCUGAUUGAAGAGGACUUGGAACGCUCUGAGGAGCGUCUGGGUACCGCGACGACGAAACUGACCGAAGCUUCCCAGGCGGCUGAUGAGUCGAGCCGUAUGUGCAAAGUAUUGGAGAACCGCAGUCAGCAGGAUGAGGAGAGGAUGGACCAGCUCACGAACCAGCUGAAGGAGGCUCGUCUCCUUGCUGAGGACGCUGACGGAAAGUCCGACGAGGUAUCCCGCAAGCUGGCCUUCGUUGAAGACGAGCUUGAGGUAGCCGAGGACCGUGUCAAGUCCGGAGAAGCCAAGAUCAUGGAGCUUGAGGAGGAACUCAAGGUUGUCGGCAACAGCUUGAAAUCCUUGGAAGUGUCCGAAGAAAAGGCCAACCAACGAGUCGAGGAAUUCAAGCGCCAGCUCAAGACCUUGACUGUCAAGCUAAAGGAGGCCGAAGCUCGUGCAGAAUUCGCCGAGAAGACCGUCAAGAAGCUCCAGAAGGAGGUUGACAGGCUUGAAGACGAUUUGUUCCACGAGAAGGAGAAACACAAAGCAAUUUGCGACGACUUGGACUCGACGUUUGCUGAACUUAGUGCCUACUAAAUAACACGUACACAAUGCAGUAGACCGAUUCCUGAAAUCGCUUCCCAGACACCAAACACGUUUACUUGUCUUCCGCUGUAUACAACUUGAAACGCGUUUUUGCAGUUUAUUUUUAGUGUUCGGGUAGAAAAAGCAAAAUGAAAAAAAAAAAAUAAUUGUAGUACGUCAUUUUACCUCUUAAUUAUAUAUUUUUUUAAAUUUCAUUAAUGGUUAAGACUAAUUCACUAUGAACGAUUUCCAGUUCUGAUCACGUUGACCUUACACGCUGAUAUCGCUGUUACUGCGACGAUUUUUUCCUGACUGACAAUUAGACGAUUGAUAAUAAUUCAUGAAAUAUAGUUAGUUGAGAUUAGUUUAAUUUCGUGACUCGAUCUGUUACCAAGUGCCGUAUUAAAUCGAUCGGUAAAACACUCGGUCUUUACACAAUACGUCACCAUGACAGGAGACGACUCCAACCGU